Molecule: messenger RNA, 1347 nt
Organism: Trichomonas vaginalis G3
Lineage: Eukaryota; Parabasalia; Trichomonadida; Trichomonadidae
Exons: 1
Coding region: 1-1347 (448 amino acids)
Source: RefSeq, a predicted model, not a curated record
AUGGAUUCAAUCGAAGAAUAUGGAUAUGAACUUAAUUGCUUAUUAAAACAAGUAAGAGAAUUUAGAAGAAGUGAUAUAAAAGGUCAAAUGAUUGCAAUAAGGACAGAUAGCAAUGGUAAAAAAUACACAGAAGUAUUAGCAGAAGGGAUUUUUAAAGCAGAUAGCGAUGUUGAAUCAAGUGAUGAUUCAUAUGAUAUCAUUGAAGAUGUAAAAUCAGAUAAAAUUAAAUCAGGAAACGCGCUUAAUAUUAAUGAUAUAAUUGGCAAUAGGAAUCCAAAUAUUAAUGGAGAAACGAUUAAUAGCCAUUCAAAUAUUAAUCAAAACAUUAAUGAAAGAAAUUCAAAUAUUGAUGGAGAAACGAUUAAUAGCCAUUCAAAUAUUAAUCAAAACGUUAAUGAAAGAAAUUCAAAUAUUGAUGGAGAAACGAUUAAUAGCCAUUCAAAUAUUAAUCAAAACGUUAAUGAAAGAAAUUCAAAUAUUGAUGGAGAAACGAUUAAUAGCCAUUCAAAUAUUAAUCAAAACAUUAAUGAAAGAAAUUUAAAUAUUAAUGAUGAAAUUACUGAUGGUCAUCAAAAUAUUAAUGGACGCAUAUUGAAACCAAAAUCAAAUAAUAAUAAAUCUCGGCAAGCAAUCCUCAAAUUACCUCCUAAUUUUAUACAAGUAAAUAGAGUAAACAUCCAAGUUACUCCAGCGCCAGCUCUUCCACAACAGAGACAACAACAAUCUCUUCCAACUCAGACUCUUCCUCAACAGAGACAACAACAAUCUCUUCCAGCUCAGACUCUUCCUCAACAGAGACAACAACAAUCUCUUCCAACUCAGACUCUUCCUCAACAGAGACAACAACAAUCUCUUCCAACUCAGACUCUUCCUAAACAACAACCACAUAUAACUGAUAAUUUAUCUUUUGAUAACUUUAUUAACCCUCAAAUUAUUAUUGAUAAUGCGAAAGUAUAUCAAAGUAUUUCCGACAAAAGGAGUCAAUAUAAUCUUUCCAAAACCAUUUGCGAACAAUGUGUUGCAAACUACAAUAUAUUGAACAAAGAUGAUAAAGAAGCCCAGAGAAUAAAAAUUAGUGAUAUUUUACGUACUUAUCAUACAUUUAGUAUAUCUGACUCUGACAAACUUGCCUAUAGGAAAACGAUAUAUCCUCAAGGUAUUCCAUUACGAUUUGAACGUUAUUAUUGCAAGAAUGAUCAUUUAGAGUUACACUAUUAUUGUGCCAAACGAAAAAAAAUGUGGUUAUUCACAAAUUAUAUCAUUAUUUCCAGCUGGUUCGAAUAUAAAAGCGUCAAUCCACGAAAUAAAUCCUCCACACAACUGCUCCAAAUCGAAAUAUUCGAUUGA